Messenger RNA from Triticum dicoccoides, 1881 nucleotides. Its product is annotated as actin-related protein 4-like. The record is from RefSeq and is a predicted model, not a curated record. Bases 149 to 1480 code for a protein of 443 amino acids. The transcript has 20 exons. NCBI's taxonomy places the organism in Eukaryota, Viridiplantae, Streptophyta, Magnoliopsida, Poales, Poaceae.
GCCGUACCUUAGCCUCAUCGCCGACGCCGCAGCCCCGGCCCCGUCUUGCGCACACCCGGCGCACCUUCUGGAUCCGCCCCUGCGCGCAGCACUCGCCCCCCGCCCCCCGCCCCUGCUCGUCGAGCCCUCGCUCCCCGGAUCUCCAGCCAUGUACGGCGGCGACGAGGUCUCGGCCAUCGUCAUCGACGUGGGCUCCUACAGCUGCAAGGCCGGCUACGCGGGCGACGACACCCCCAAGUCCGUCUUCCCCUCGGUUGUUGGUUCAAUUGAACAAGCGGAAGAUACCGAUGAAGCUAAGCCAGAGAAGGAGGCUGACUCUGCAUCAGAUCCUAAGAAUGGAUCCAAGCCUAUGGAUGUGGACAAAGCGAAGAAAAACCGCAAAUUUUAUGUAGGUCAAGAAUUAGAAUUCAGGAGGGAUCAUAUGGAGGUGAUCUCACCGAUGAAAGAUGGAACAGUUACGGAUUGGGAUGUUGUUGACAACAUAUGGAAUCAUGCUUUUAGACGGCGGCUAUUGAUCAAUCCUGAAGAGCAUCCUAUGCUCAUAGCGGAACCAUCUAUAAACAGUGCACAGCAAAGAGAGAAAGCAGCAGAACUUAUGUUUGAGAAGUACAAAGUGCCAGCGCUGUUCCUAGCAAAAAAUGCAGUUCUCACAUCUUUUGCAUCUGGACGUGCUACAUCUCUAGUGGUUGACAGUGGUGGUGGGUCUACUGUGGUUUCUGCUGUGCAUGAUGGUUAUGUUUUGCAAAAGUCUGUGGCAACUUCUCCGAUUGGUGGUGAAUUUUUAACUGACUGUAUGAUGAAAAGCUUGGAGAGCAAGGGCGUUGUUAUCAGGCCCCGGUAUUCAUUCAAGAAGAAGGAAGUGAGCCCUGGAGAUUAUAAGGUUGUAGACCUUGAUUUUCCAAACACCACGGAUAGUUACAGGUUGUACCACAUGAGAGCUAUUGCUAGUGACAUCAAGGAGACGGUUUGUAGAGUUCCAGAUACUCCUUUCGAUGAAGUGGCAUAUGCAAAUGUUCCUACAACUUCAUAUGAGCUUCCUGAUGGGCAAACUAUCGAAGUUGGUGCAGAGAGAUUCAAGAUUCCUGACAUUUUGUUCAACCCAUACCUUUCUCAGACUAUUCCUGGGAUCGAUGGAUUUGGAGAUUCCACUUCGAUUCGUGGACUUCCACGAAUGGUCCUUGAGAGUGUAAAUAGGUGUGAUGUUGACAUUCGCAAGGAGCUACUCAGCAGCAUCUUGCUUUCUGGUGGCUCAUCAUCAAUUCUGCAGUUAAAGGACCGUCUAGAAAAAGAAGUACUGGAGGAGUCCCCUCAAAAUGCUCGUGUAAAGGUUUUGGCAAGUGGAAAUUCAACAGAGAGGCGAUUCAGUGUCUGGAUUGGAGGGAGCAUCCUUGCAUCCCUUGGGUCGUUCCAGCAAAUGUGGUUCUCCAAGGCAGAGUACGAGGAGCACGGCGUUUCCUAUAUCCAGAGGAAAUGCCCAUGAAAUGGCGAAGCAUGCAUGCAGCCCAAGCUUUGUGUUGCCCAAAGAUGUGUGUGGGCAACAGUUAGAUGCAGGCGACCGACUAUCUUUAGGUCCGUGAGUGCAGCUCUAGAACAAACUCAGCUGAUACUUGCACGUGCGUGCCCAAAGAUGUGCGUUGGUUGCCACCUUUGUUAUCUGGGGGAUAUUUAUAAUUGUUGUCGUUACCGAAUUAUCUUUAGCUCCACGAGUCCAACUUGAGAACAAACUCAUCUGAUACUUGUCAUUGAUGGUAGAUACUAGCAGUUCAUGCGAUGAAUUUUCUCGCCGUUGAUGUAGAAUGUGUAACAGUUUACUCUGCAGACGUCAAUCAAUGUAUCUGCGAUUCAAGUAUUAGCCAUUUAGGUAUGCAGCUGGUUCUUGAA